Trifolium pratense (red clover) is the source of this 723-nucleotide messenger RNA. Its product is annotated as 50S ribosomal protein L28. The coding region runs from base 98 to 517 and encodes 139 amino acids. Gene Ontology annotation, cellular component: ribosome. The record is from RefSeq and is a predicted model, not a curated record. NCBI's taxonomy places the organism in Eukaryota, Viridiplantae, Streptophyta, Magnoliopsida, Fabales, Fabaceae. Gene Ontology annotation, molecular function: structural constituent of ribosome. Gene Ontology annotation, biological process: translation. The transcript is spliced from 3 exons.
GGACAAUAUAGCAAGCAUAGUACUAUUUGUUUGAGAAGAGGCAAAUAAAUAAGAUUGGGUUGGUUUGGAUAAGAAGAGAAAAUAAGAGAAUAGCACAAUGGCAACAGCUUCUGCAAUAUCACUUGGAAACAACUUCGUCUUCGCCAACACUCACAAACCCUCAUCACUUUCACCACAAUUAGGGUUCCUCAAUUCGCAGUUAAGUGGUCUCAGAAUCUCCACCCAGACUUCGCUUAAAGUGCCUACACCCAUUGUUUCUUCUCCAUUUCAACCAAUUGUUGCUAAGAGAGUGUGUCCCUUAACUGGAAAGAAAGCAAACAAGGCCAACCUUGUAUCUUUUUCAAACCAUAAGACAAAGAAACUGCAGUUUGUAAACCUCCAGUACAAGAGAAUUUGGUGGGAAGCUGGGAAGCGCUUUGUAAAGCUUCGUCUGUCAACUAAGGCAUUGAAGACCAUAGAGAAGAAUGGACUUGAUGCAGUUGCGAAAAAGGCUGGAAUUGAUCUUAAUAAGAAAUAAGAGUAUGUGAUUAUGAUUGUAAUUGUGUGAAAGGAUAAAACCAUGUUCAUUAAUUUUUGUUGUAGAAUUUCUUUUCUUUAUGUAAUAUGUUUAGUGACUAGGGUUCACUCUGGCUACUGUCAAAAUCAACUUGAGUUAUGUAAACAUGCGAGUUAACUAUGUCAUGAAUCUCACAAAUGGAAAUCUCUUUGAUUAUCACUUCAAAA